Messenger RNA from Letharia columbiana, 2337 nucleotides. RefSeq lists its product as uncharacterized. Bases 1 to 2337 code for a protein of 778 amino acids. Gene Ontology annotation, molecular function: metalloendopeptidase activity. The record is from RefSeq and is a predicted model, not a curated record. The transcript has a single exon. Gene Ontology annotation, cellular component: mitochondrion. Gene Ontology annotation, biological process: peptide metabolic process. NCBI's taxonomy places the organism in Eukaryota, Fungi, Ascomycota, Lecanoromycetes, Lecanorales, Parmeliaceae.
AUGAUCAAUUUACCAUGUCGCCUAUCAACGCCAUCCCUUCGGAAUGCUCUUCACUUCUACACACCUCGCGGCCUACUUGCCGCGGCAGCAACCGCGACUGCUGGCCCCAAGCAAAGUCGAUUUUCGUCUACCACCAGUCACGAAAGAAGCCUUGAGGAUACCACCUUGCGCCAGAUAUUCGACUCUCACAAUGACUGGCUGCAGUUUUCUCAGCACCAUUUUUCCGACUUAGCAAGACCUUCACGUGGCUUGUUCCAGAACCAAUACCUUAUAGAGCCCUCGGGCUUCCUCAAAUACGCCCAGGUCACGCAAAAGAAGUGUCAGAAAAUUGUGGAUGAUGUCUUGUCAGCAGCCUCAACUGAGGCAUACGCAGCCAUACCAAGACAACUUGACCUUCUCAGCGAUUCCUUGUGUCGAGUCCUCGAUAUUGCAGAUUUUGUACGCUGCACACAUCCAGAUGCUCAGUAUCAAGAAGCCGCCAUCCAGGCUUAUGCGUUUCUCUUCGAUUAUAUGAACGUUCUUAAUACCACUCCCGGAUUAAACGCCCAACUCAGGAAGGCUAUCUCGACACAUGGAGCCUCGGGAUCGUGGAAUGAGGAAGAGAAAAUGGUGGCCCAGAUCCUGCUUCGAGACUUUUCGAACUCUGCCAUUGAAUUGCCUGCCGAAAAGAGGCGAAGAUUCGUAGAGUUGUCGAACCAGAUGAAGGCAUUGGGAAACGAGUUUCUGGACAGUAUGACUCCGACAACGUCUUACCUCGACUUUGAUAUUAGACAGCUGAAAGGUAUGGAUCCGUUGAUCCUCGCGCGAUACUCUGAGGGGCGUAAGAGGAUACGAUUGCCCACUGUUGGGGAUGUGCCAUAUACGGCUUUGGGAACCGUGGAGGACGAAGCGACACGAAGAGAGAUCUACAUCGCAGGAAGACAGUCCUCGAGGAAGCAGACUAAGCUGCUCGAAAGGCUGAUGGUGACCCGCGUUGAGAUUGCAAAUCUUUCUGGUCAUGAGAGCUAUGCUCACAUGAACUUGUCUGAUAAGCUGGCUAAGUCACCCGAGGCCGUUGUUUCUUUUCUCACAGCGCUCUCCGCGGAUAACGCUCCGCGCGUAAUGCAAGAACUGGUGCGAAUGAAGCAGAUGAAAGCAGCAGAUGGCAUUUCUACGGGAAUUGAGCAGUGGGACCUGAUCUACUAUCGAAAUCGUCUCAACGUUGAUCUGAAACCAAAGUCUCGAAACCCCGAUUUCAUGCCGGCCUACUUCUCUCUGGGCACAGUGAUGCAAGGGCUUUCGCGCCUCUUCAACCGGCUUUACGGCAUCCGUUUUGUCCCUCGUAGUACCAGUCCCGGAGAAACGUGGCACUCUGAUGUGCGUCGUCUGGACGUUCUACACGAGACUGACGGCCACGUCGCAGUACUUUAUUGCGACCUUUUCGCGCGUGCUGGCAAGAAUCCAAAUCCCACACAUUUCACCCUUCGUUGCUCGCGUCUUAUCUCCCCUUCAGAGACUGGUGAAGGGCCAGACUCUCCACAGGAUGCCAAUGAUGGCAUGGCAGUUUCGUCCUUCAUCAAUAACCACCAGUACUAUCAACUUCCGGUACUAGCUUUGAUCUGUGAUUUUCCUCACCCGCCACACUCGUCAGUUCCCGCGCUGCUUGGCUUUCAGGACGUCAAAACGCUUUUCCAUGAAAUGGGCCACGCCAUCCAUUCAAUUCUUGGCCGUACAUCUCUGCAGGUCGUCGCCGGCACUCGCUGCCCCACCGACUUCGCGGAGCUCCCUUCGGUCCUGAUGGAGUAUUUCGCCUCGGAUCCUUCGGUACUUGCGCUUUUCGCACGUCACUGGGAGACCGGCGCAUCUUUGCCGUAUGAGAUGGUCAAAAAUUCAUUGCUGAUGCAUGGACGAGGACAGGGUGUCCAAACGGAGACCCAGAUCCUGUUUAGUUUGCUAGAUCAAGCUUACCACUCUUCGCUUCCGGUCGACAUGAACGGAGGCUUUGAUAGCACGAAAGCUUUCUUCGACGUUUACGAUAAAUACAGUAGCGUGCGGGAGCCUCGAGGCACGAACGCGCAGGGCUUUUUUGGACAUUUGGUAGAGUAUGGGGGUACCUACUAUAGUUACCUUUUCGAUCGAGCUAUUGCAGGGAAGGUAUGGAAGGAAGUCUUUAGCGGAGGAAAGGAUGGUAGGGCGGUGGACAGAGAGGCAGGAGAGAGAUAUAAAGAGGAGGUGCUGAAAUGGGGAGGCGGAAGAAGUGGUUGGGCCUGUGUCAGUGGAGUGCUGGGAGAGGAAAGGUUAAAAGACGGUGGAAAGGCAGCAAUGGAGGAGGUAGGGAAAUGGGGUGUGCACGAUUAG